This is a messenger RNA of Hemibagrus wyckioides, 5142 nucleotides long. It is a transcript of the gene gcnt3, whose product is annotated as glucosaminyl (N-acetyl) transferase 3, mucin type. The record is from RefSeq and is a predicted model, not a curated record. The coding region runs from base 144 to 1415 and encodes 423 amino acids. Lineage: Eukaryota; Metazoa; Chordata; Actinopteri; Siluriformes; Bagridae. The transcript has 2 exons. Gene Ontology annotation, cellular component: membrane. Gene Ontology annotation, molecular function: acetylglucosaminyltransferase activity.
UCCUCCCAUAGAGCUCUGUGACCGGCUUGCUGUUAGCUGUUAAACACAUACCUCAGUUUUAAUGCAGCCUCAAUGCCACACUGACUUUAUUGACUGCUGGUUUUCGGGAGCCAAUUUUGACUUAUGAUUGCACCUUUAAAAAAAUGGCUUACAGGAAAAAACAUUUCUUGCGGUCUGUCUGUUUACUUGUUUUCAGCUUUUCACUUAUUUAUCUUGUAACAAACCCUACAAGAAAAGACUGCUGGAAAAAUGGACAGUUUGAAAUGAAACACCUGCUGAAGCACAACAGAGGAGAACUGCAAGCUUGUUCAGCCAUCAUCCAGGGAGACAUGGACGGAGUUGACAGCAAACACUUUGGCAAACUCCUUGCUGGAUGGAGAAAAAAGUCCCUUUUACCCGAAUCCUACUACCUAAAUGUCACAAAGGACUGCCAAGCUUUUGUCAGAGACAGGGGGUUUCUGACAGUUCCUCUGAGCAUGGAGGAAAAAGACUUUCCAAUCGCAUACUCCAUGGUUAUCCAUGAGAAGAUUGAGAUGUUCGAGAGGCUCCUGCGUGCUAUUUACACUCCUCAGAAUGUCUACUGUGUUCAUGUGGACCAGAAGUCACCUAAGAUCUUUUCAGAGGCUGUAAGGGCAAUUGUGUCUUGUUUGCCCAACGUGUUUGUGGCCAGCAAGUUAGAGAGUGUCGUCUAUGCUUCCUGGUCUCGAGUUCAAGCGGACCUUAACUGCAUGCAGGACCUUCUCAAGUCUCCAGUCGGGUGGAGGUAUCUGCUCAACACGUGCGGGGCAGAUUUCCCUUUAAAAAACAACGUGGAGCUUGUUCAAUCUCUGAAAAACCUCAAUGGGAAGAACAGUAUGGAGUCAGAAGCCACAAGUGCAUCCAAAAAAGCUCGCUGGAUGUACCAUCAUAACGUCACAAACACCGUGACUCGGACAGGCGUGAAGAAGACCCCUCCCCCCAUCAAUACCCCUAUGUUCUCUGGGAAUGCUUACUUUGUUGUCACGAGAGCGUUUGUAGAACAUAUCUUCAAGAGUCCUGAGAUCCAGAACUUUAUGGAAUGGGAAAAGGACACAUACAGCCCGGAUGAGCACAUGUGGGCAACACUACAGAGGAUGCCUUCGGUGCCAGGUUCUAACCCUCCCAAUGGAAAAUACGACGAGUCAGACAUGCUGGCCAUCGCAAGGUUGGUCAAGUGGAGUUAUCUUGAAGGAAACAUGAAGGAUGGAGCGCCAUAUCCGCCGUGCACCGGGUCAUACAGACAUUCGGUCUGUGUUUAUGGAGCAGGAGAUCUGAGCUGGAUUGUGAAGCAGAGACAUCUAUUUGCUAACAAAUUUGACCCAGAAGUGGACGAUAUUGCUAUAAAAUGCAUGGAAGCUUUUUUAAGUGUCAAGAUUGCACACAGAAUGUGUAUGUGAUGUACAGAACUGUACAUAUUGCAAAAAACUGGAAGAGGGACGGGGGUCUGGAGUGGAUAAGGAGCACAGAUCAGUAAAGACUGUGCAGUAUGAUGCCCUUGCUUUCCGCUCAAAAAAGAAGAAAGGUUUCAGGUAUUUUGUCUGUUUUUUUCUUGUCAUUUACCAUAGCUGCCAUUCUGAUAACAUCUUUUCUUAUCAGGUUCAGGAAGAACAUAGUUUCAAGAAGCCAUAACAAAGUACUGAAAACAAAAUCUGUUGUCUGUCUAAUACAGAGGUGAAGGCUAAUAUACCUAACACACCUUGGAGACCCCAAAAAUUGCAGUAGUAAAGGGUCCAUUGUACAUGAAGUAGGGAAAAACAUUUUUCCCCAAUACACAACAUGUCUUGUUUUGUGUAAUGUGUAAUCAUGAUCGUUAUUACCUCCUCUCAGGUGCAAAGAGUCAAGAUUGCUGUCAGAAGGAAGAAUAACACAACUCGGGCCAGAAAGUGCUAUUUUCAGUAGGAAGUAGCAAGAGACGUUAUACUGUUAUCAAAUCAAUCAUGUGGCAGCAGCACAAUGCUAAAAUCACAGAGACAGAGAUCAAGAGCUUCGGUUAAUGUUCAUAUCACACAUAGGAAUGAAGAAAAGUGUAACCUCUGUGACUUAAGCAAUCUUUAUUAAAGAUAGGAAAAGCAUCACACACACACACCACAUUGAAUCUUGAAGUUGAUGGGCUACAACAGCAGAAGAGCAGAUCAGGUUCCUCUCCUGUCAGUCAAGAACAAGAAUCUGUAUCUCUCAUGGGCACAGACUGACCCAAACUGGACAGAUGGAGAGCGUAAAAAUAGUGUGUAUUGAAAAUCCCAGAAGAUCAGAAGUUUCUGAAGCCUCACUACCACUUUUUUUUUUUUUUUUUUUGCAUUGCGCAAAGUGGACGGUGUUUUAAACUGCUAAUCAGAACACUAUCACCAUCUACUGGCCAAAGUGUAAAAUUGCAGCAUACUUAAAUAUACUCUAUUCGUGAGAAGCAGUUUUUGUCAUCCUCUGGCUGCUCCCCAUACCGGAUCAUCAAAUUGACAUACUUGAUUUUGGAAAAGGUUGGGCACUGAAAGUUAACCCUUCAGUGGCUGGGGAAGUCGUAGCAAUAAAAAAAGUACAUAGUGAUGUAUACAAAGUAAAGCAGUAUACACUGAUCAGCCAUAACAUUAUGACCAGUGCCAGGUGAAGUGAAUAUGACUAAGUAUCUCCUCAUCAUGGCACCUGUUAGUGGGUGGGAUAUAUUAGGCAGCAAGUCAACAUUUUGUCCUCAAAGUUGAUGUGUUAGAAGCAGGAAAAAUGGACAAGAUUUAGGAUUUGAGCGAGUUUGGAUCAGAGCAUCUCCAAAACUGCAGCUCUUGUGGGGUGUUCCCGGUCUGCAGAGGUCAGUAUCUAUCAAAAGUGGUCCAAGAAAGGACCAGUAGUGAACCGGUGACAGGGUCAUAGGCGGUCAAGGCUCAGUGAUACACGUGGGGAGUGAAGGCUGGUCCGUGUGAUCCGAUCCAACAGACGAGCUACUGUUGCUCAAAUUGCUGAAGAAUUUAAUGCUGGUUCUGAUACAAAGGGGUCAGAAUACACAUUGCAGGACGGGUUAGGGCUACAAUAUUAGUCAGGUGGUCAUAAUGUUAUGCCUGGUCAGUGUGUACAAUUUCAAUGAAUGUGCAUCGAAUGUGUUUUUGUGUCAGAAAAAACGAGGUGGGAUAAUUAUAUAAAACUACAACAUAUACACAAUAUGCAGAUUAUAUUAGGCAAACUGGUAUGUUUGCCCAAUAAGUAAGUAGAUAAAGUGCAGAUCCUCCUGCAUUUAUACACAAAGUAAGCUAAACUUGAUAAAUAAUUCCCUUCUUGGACAUUUUCUGGACUCAGCUAGUUGUUAAGGGUUAAAACCCUCCGUUCUUCGGGUGUGGGAGAGGCCGAAGUGUGGAAAGAUGCAGGAACUGGCACUACAGGAUGUUCACAGGUGAGAAGUCAGUUAAAGGUAAUGGUAGUGUUUAUAUUUAACCCUUUGUGCUCAAAGCCAUAUACGAAUAAAUCGGCUUUUCUCAAGCGCACAUUUGAUUUGCGUUCAGUUUGACAGCUGUGUUUGGAGGUGUAUCACCAUAGUAACGGCUCAGACCUCACCUACACUGCUGCUGAUUGUGGACAGGUGUGCUGUUACAGUGCUACAUCCAAACACAGGUCUAUUAUCAAGAACUGGAUUAAAAAUGUGCAUAUGACCUAAAUCUAAAAGAGCAGGUGAGGGUGCAGGUUUUCAUUCCAGCUAAAAGCCACACCUGAGCCUAUUAAAAGCCCAGAACCAAUUAAACAGGUGGAAUCAGGUGUGGCUCCUGUGUGAUUGUUGUUCAAACCUGCACCUACACCGGGUCUGUGCAAAUACUGUACACCCUAACCUUAAGCCGGGAAAUACUUUAAAUGACUAUUUACUCCGAUUAUGGAUAACAGCUUAGAAAAUGUCUGAUACAAGAUCAUCAAAAAUGCCUGGUGUGAACGUGAGUUUUAAUGAAAGUGCUGUUUUUUGUUUUUAGGUUAAACACCAGACCUAGCAUAAUAUAAUGGUACUUGUUUAUUGGUAUUACUGCACUUUCAAACAUACAACAGAAUAUCAGGAUUAUCAGCAAAACAGGUGGUACAUUCAUUGGUCUGAUCCGUUUAACAGAGAACAAUCCAAUGUGCAUUUAUCGCAUGCUGCUUCAUGAUGCAGCAACACUGUACACAACAAUUCAAUACAUCAUGGAGAAAAUAAGACAACGGUUUGACCCAAGAUGGAUGAAGAUGAUUAGCUGCGGUUAGUGAGGGAUAAUUACACAACAAAAACCAAAAUCUAAAAUUUGAGGUAAUGCUACAGAAGCAGGCAGACCAAAAGAAAUAAGAGGAUGACCUUUACUAUGACUUUUCUCACUAGAAGAUUCUUGAAGAAACAGCUGGGAUCAUUCCAAACACACGAGACUAACCUAUAACCAAAUGGGGGAUUAAAGCAAAGUGCUACUUUAAUGAUUUAGUGUCAAAAUCGUUAAAAUAUCCACCAGAUUUUAGAUGAUUUGAUUAAGUUGAAUGUUUUCUGCAAACUGCUUGUGAAUAAUAAAUUGCCCAUCAGUCCACCUAAAAUUCUACACGUCAUUUUAUUCUGUUGUUUCCUGGGUUUUUAAAACAAAAAUAGAUCAAUAAUCAAUAGGAGAGAGAUUCAAAACAUGUCAGAAGUAACAAAAAAACUAACCAACCUCUUUUAAGAGCUAAAGAGUCGAUGUUAGAGUAAACUGCCACGUUCUUUUAUAAACAAGGACAUCGGUAUUUGGUGAAAGCUGGUGGUUAUCGAUGGAAGGUCUCGACGUAAUAAAUAAACGUAAUAACUGUGCUAAAGUCCUGCUUUAUAUACUGCACUAAAGUAACUGUGGUGUGCGCUCCUGUGACAUGUAAUCAUAGUGGAAAAGAGGAAGACGUUUUUUGUAUUGUUGAAGUUUUACUUGCAAAAACAUAACACACACCAUAUAAACACCCAUCCCAAAUGUCUGCUACAGAGAUUAACACAAUAUGUGACUAUGAAGUGAUCCGUUUCUUGAAGAUUGUUCCUAAGUGGCGAAGAGGGAGAGAAGAACACUUUCCUCAUACAACAUCUCUUAUGUUUUUCACCAAUAAACAGUAACAAGUAUGAUGUGAGAUUUCAGUAAGUCCAAAGUAACACCAUAAAGCACUGUCCAAUGCAAAAAAUAUAUA